CAAUACUACAGUUCCUUUAACCAAGUCGGUCAGUUCAGAGACAAACAAAAAACCCACAGCUUCCUCAGGAAACACAAAAGAAACUCAAGAUAAAACAACAGUACUCCCAGGAAAGACUACAACAACCACAGGGACAUCAUACAAUGCUACAAAAACAAAAGGAGACUCAAAAACAGCUGAAGAUCACACCAUAGGUGCUAACAGAACUAAAAUCGCCCCAGACACCACCAGAUCUCCAGUAGAAAAGACCAUGUUGACUCAUGCGAAGAUCACAACAGCCAUAGCAAAGACCAAAGAGCAACCAGACAAGACCAUUACAGCCAGUAAGAACAAUAGAACCCCAGAAAAGACCACAGAAUAUCCACAACAGACCAUAUCCGCCCCUGAGAAGAAUGCAAGAACCCCAGUGAAGACCACUGAACAGCCAAAAAAGGACACAUCACCUCCUGAUAAGACCACAAGAGCCCCAGUGAAGACCCCAGAACUGACCACAUUGGCUCCAGAACAGCCAGAAAAGACCAUAUCGGCUCCAGUGAAGACCACAAGAGCCCCAGUAAAGACCACAGGGCGGCUAGAAAAGAUCACAGGAGUCCAUGUGAAGGCCACUAAACAGUCAGACAAGAUCAUAUCAGCCCCUAAGAAGACCACAAGGUGCCUAUCAAAACCCACCAAAUGGCCAGAAAAGACCACAGUGGCCACCAAGACUGCAAGAUAUCCAGUUAAGGUCUCAGGAGACAAAUCUAUUGCUACUACCUCUCCUCAUCUAAAUAAAACUGAGGUUACCCACCAGGUGCCCACUGGUUCUUUUACAUUCACCACAUCCACCAUGAAAUUGAGCUCCAUCGUGUCAGAAGCCCCAGGCAAUGAGAGCCAUUCAUACGAGAGUAAAGAUGACUCAAAGGGAGAGAUGGGGGAGAAUGAUUCAUUCCCUGCUUGGGCCGUAGUCAUCGUGGUUCUGUUGGCUGUGAUUCUUCUGGCACUCCUCAUCCUGAUCUUCUUGGUCUCCUAUUUUACUCGAACACGCCAUGCACUGACCCAGAAUACUGAGGACAAAGACCCAGAGGAUACCGGAAGCCCUAAUUCCUACCCAGUCUACCUGAUGGAGCAGCAGGCUCUGGGCAAGGGCCAGAUCCCUUUCUCACAAUGAUCUUUGGGAAGUCAUCCACCUCCAGCUCUUCCAUGCCCUACCCCUCUCCUAGAUGUGGAAUUAAAUUUAUGAUUCCUAUUUCCUGGACUCCAGGAAGGGCCAAGUGUACUGACAGUUAACAGCAUUAACCCUCCAUAUGCUGUGUUCUUAUUGAAACUGGUUGGGGACUGAAGUGACAAGCAAGAAGGAUGUGAAGUAGAGAGAUAGAGGAGAAGGACAGAAUGAUACAAGCAAAUGUUCUCUAGAGAAGAUGAUGAUCUGAGAAUGAAAAUGUGUUGAUGGACAUGUGGGGUAGGAACCAAUACAAGACAGUGAGUCCUGGAGGGAGCAUGGUUAAGUUCAGGAGCCUUAGAGGGCAAUGCCCUGAUCUGAUUUGGGAAUGGGGGUGGUGGGAAGUGGGUAGACUGAGGACUGAGCGCCCUGAGCUUCAAGACUGAUCUAUAUUAUUUCCAUCCACUAUUACUUAGAGUUUGCGUGUAAAUAGUCUUGUCUCUGAGUUCCCAGGGACUCCAUCCUUCUUCUUUUUAAUGAAAAAUUAAGGUCCAAGAAGAAAGGAGGCUCUAUUUCCUUCUCCGUCCUCUUCAUUCCCUGAAGGAGAGAAAAUUCCAGAAAAGAUAGAUGUCUCCCACUCAGAUGAUUCCUCCUUCUCCCUCCCUAUUCCCUUAGCUUUUCUAAAUGUCUACAGUGGGGAUCCUGUUGAUUUGGCUUGCUGCGUUGUGGGUGGGCACUCAGGGAGGAGACUUUGGUUUUGCCCGCAGUCUUAUCCACUGAUCCCUGACCCAGACCUUUCCUAAUGAUAUUCCCUACUCAAUAUUUAUUUUCCCAUCUCUUCCACCAAAAGUCACUUCUCACUUUCUUCUGUAGGAUUCAGCUACCUUCUCCUCUACUGCCCCUAUAUUUAUCCUUCCUCCCCACACUUCUACCCCAAAUUCUAGACAUUUCUUCUGUGUGCUUCCUGAAUUUUCUCUCCAACUUAUUAUAGCCCUUCCAUCUAUCGGGCAGAUAGAGGAAAGAGAAGUUGACAG
Loxodonta africana (African savanna elephant) is the source of this 2172-nucleotide messenger RNA. RefSeq names its product mucin like 3 (gene MUCL3). The record is from RefSeq and is a predicted model, not a curated record. NCBI's taxonomy places the organism in Eukaryota, Metazoa, Chordata, Mammalia, Proboscidea, Elephantidae. The transcript is spliced from 2 exons. Bases 251 to 1147 code for a protein of 298 amino acids.